UAUGAGUCCGCUAAAGGGCGGAGAUGCCGCAGCCUUUCUGAGCGAGACCGGGGUCUCGCGCGAAUCCUUGAGAAAUCUGUGGCAAAUUACAGAUGUGGAGAAAAAAGGCUCUAUAGAUAAGGAGGGGUUCAAUGUUCUGCUGAAGCUGGUGGCGUUGGUCCAGAAUAAUAUCGAGCCCACCACAGCGAAUUUGGGCCGACCGACGGGCAUGCCGAGAUUGGGGUCAAAAGGAGUUCAAAAUCUGGAAAUCACAAUGUCUCCAGAUACAUGUAGUAGUCCCGCGGGUUCGGGUCCGGCUUGGGACAUCACCCCAGCCGACAAGGCUAAAUACGACUCCCAAUUUGCGACACUGAAUCCCGUCCAGGGUAAAGUUAACGGUGCUACCGCAAGCACGUUCUUCAAGAAAAGCAACCUGGCUGUAGCCCAGCUCAAGAGGGUGUGGGAAUUAUCGGAUACGGAUAAGAGUGGCUAUCUGGAUAGCGAUGAGUUUGCUGUGGGUAUGCAUCUCAUUAUACGCCUGAAAGGAGGGUCGCCGCUACCUGCGGCCCUGUCCCCGUCGCUGAUACCGCCUUCGAAGCGGAGUGGAACUUCGAUGAACGUCUCCAGGCAAACGUCAACUAUAUCGAACAUGUCAAACAAUGCCAGUCUUGGUAGUGGUAUGACCCAGAGUGGAACCUCGAGGCAAACAUCUAUAAUUAGCAGCGGAGGUGAGGAGUGGGUUGUCAAUCCGAUCGAGCGCGCGCAAUUCCAUGAGACGUUCAAAACGAUUGGCAGCACAAACGCUCAGGGUCAAAUGGUCGCUAACGGAGCCAAAUGCCGCGACGUGUUUUCGCGGAGUAACCUGGCGAAGGAAGAAUUGGGUCAGAUCUGGCGGCUGUGUGAUUUUGAAAAGAAGGGCGAGUUGGACAACGACCAGUUUGCUCUCGCAUUGCACUUGAUACACAACAAAAGAAAGGGU
Molecule: messenger RNA, 958 nt
Organism: Sphaeroforma arctica JP610
Lineage: Eukaryota; Ichthyosporea; Ichthyophonida
Exons: 5
Biological process (GO): endocytosis; endosomal transport
Cellular component (GO): plasma membrane; cytoplasm
Molecular function (GO): calcium ion binding; protein binding
Source: RefSeq, a predicted model, not a curated record